This is a messenger RNA of Aphanomyces astaci, 842 nucleotides long. RefSeq lists its product as hypothetical. The record is from RefSeq and is a predicted model, not a curated record. Gene Ontology annotation, molecular function: sequence-specific DNA binding; DNA-binding transcription factor activity. NCBI's taxonomy places the organism in Eukaryota, Oomycota, Saprolegniomycetes, Saprolegniales, Verrucalvaceae. The transcript has a single exon. Gene Ontology annotation, biological process: regulation of DNA-templated transcription. The coding region runs from base 29 to 829 and encodes 266 amino acids.
CCCGUGACAGUUCCCGAUUUCAGACGUCAUGUCCACUGCCUCCGCGCCUUCGUCGCCGACUUCCAACCACGAUCUCAUGUGCACGAAGAAGCGCAAGGUGGGCGUGCCCAAGUUCCUUCGGUACCUGUAUCAGAUCCUCGACAAGGAGGACCACACAGUCAUCGCGUGGGCCAACGGCGGAUCGUCUAUUCAAAUCCUGGACACGGACCGCAUGGCUCAGUACAUCUUGCCAAAGUACUUUAAGCACUCCAAGUACGCGAGCUUCCAGCGCCAGCUCAACUACUUUGGGUUUCGCAAAUGGACCAAGUCGCAGACCAACAUUUGCACGUUUUCCCAUCCCGACUUUCGUCAGAACCGACCAGACCGGUUGUACCUGAUCAAGCGCAAGAACAGCCCCGAAAGUUCGAGGAAGAAGGUGCCGUCCCAGAAAUCCACCAACUCACACAACAACAUGCACUUCCGCCAACCCCACCACACCCUCAUGCACCUCAACUCGAUGCCCGACUUCCUAGCCGCGUCAUCCACGCCUACGUCGUACCAUCGCAUGUUCCCGGCGGACUUGAAAGAGUUCAAGCAACAGCCGUCGUAUGUCAUGGGCGACAUCGAGAACCUCCACAUUCAAACGGAUGGCCCGAGCUUCAACCUCCUUGACAUGAGCUCGAUCUUUGCGCCCACGCCGCUGCCCCUCCCCCCGACCACCCUCCUCCCAGACAACAAGGAAGAUGACCCGGCCAACCACUUUGACUUUGACAUGAACUGCGCCUGGCUAGACAACUUUAACCCCGCCGAGUCUGUCACAAACGCGUUUGGCCAACCCGAGUAUGCUUAAACGUGGAUAUCAA